CACUUGGCGUCUUUUGUACGAAUAGACAUUCUUCAAAAAUUUAAAAGAGUUUUUUCAUUUACUGUUGCAUUUUAUGAGUAUGAAAAAGUGAAACUCGCGUUUGUUAUUUUUUUAUUUAAUAAUAUGAUUAGUUAAAAUGGUUAACUAAACUUGUAAAAACUAUGCAUAAUGAUUUUAAAUAUGAGCAGAAAUUCUAUAAUUUUCUAACUCUAUCCUAUUCGUGUGCCGCGAAUAUAUGAAAAUAAGUUAGUUUUAGAAAUAUUUGAUGAAUAAAUUACGAUGGAAUGCACAAAAGUGUGUAGAAUAUGCCUCGUAACGGAUGUGAGCAUGCACGAUUUACAGGCUUUUCCUCUAGGAACUUACUUUGAAAAUGUUACAGGGAUAAAUCUCUUUAAGAUGACUGAUCUGCCUCCAUUUGCUUGUUAUGACUGUACAGCUAUGAUCAAAAAGUACAAUACUUUCCGGGAGAGGUGUCUAAGAGGCCAGGCCGCUCUCUACGGGAUACUUCAAACAUCUGGAAAGAUAUCAAUUGAAGAUGUCAAACAAAUAGAUAGAAUUUAUUUCCAUUUGACAUCUAAUAUUACAUUCUCUAGUACAAAAAUACAAGAAGACUUUUCCAUAAAUUAUGAAGACUCAAAGAAGAAUAUAAAAAAUGAACCAUUUGAACAAACAGAUAAUAUUCUGGAAUAUAAUAUAGAAUUAAAUAUAAACAGUAUAAAGGAGGAAAGUAAUUUUGAUGAUUUUUUAUCUAUGUCUAGUGAUGACAAUGAACCAUUGUCUAUACAUAAAAGUGAUAAACAAAAGAAGAAAGUUAAAAUAGUUAAAAGGAAAGCGAGAAAAAAAAGAAAUAAUGAAGAAUGUACUGAAACAUCUGAGAAUAGUCUUGGAGAAUCUUUGAAUGAGACUGAAGAAAAGGAUUCAUCCAUUCUUCAAGGUGUGUUAAAACGUAAAAGAGGGAGACCGAAGAAAAAUACAAAGCCAGAAGAGAAAUUAAGAAAAUGUACGAAUAGUAAAAAUGAAUUGGAAAUCGAGGAAUAUGCGACAGUAAUAACAUUAUCGUUGGAGCAGCAAAUACAAGAGGUAGAGAAACGGAAGACAUCAAGCAAUUAUCUGAAUUCUGUGUACAAAUGCGAACUUUGCUACAAAGGGUUCGUGCACACGGACGCCUGGCAACACCACCUCGGGAAACAUGAUCCCAGCGCGGGAGAUAUAGAGUGCGGCGUGUGUAAGUUCCGUUUCAAGACGAGGCGAGGUCUUUUGAAGCACGCCAUCAACCACGAGAAGAAAUACGCCUGCAAAGCCUGCACAUACGUCUCUAGGAACACGACUCAAGCAAAGCAUCACCAGCGCUGGCAUAAAGGGGUCACAUACAAAUGUCAAUACUGCGACGAAAUAUCCACAUCUGUUUUCAACUGUCCAAAAGAGAGGUUGGUGGAGUCCAAAGGGGAUGAGGGUGGAGGGAAGCGUGAGCUUUACUGCGCGGAGUGCGAGGUGCAGUUUGUCUCGGAGGCGGCGUGGAGGCGCCACCUCGUCACCUCCGUCAAACACGUGCCUUCAUAUAUCUUCAAUAAUGGAUGUCGUGUUUGCGGAGACACAUUCGCAAAUCCUGAAGAACUCCGCAUCCAUCAUAGACAAAAGCACGCCAUCAAGAGACCUACCAACUACGGCAAGAAGCCUUCCAAACAAAAUUGGCCCGCAAACUGCGAACAUUGUUCGGAGGAGAUAUGUAACGCGCGCGAGUACUGGGUGCACUUCCGGCGCGUGCACCCCGACAAGAACUACCCCGUGCCAAAGAACCACAUCUGCGAUGUCUGCGGGAAGGGGUUCAGGGUAAAAUAAUUAAACACCCCUACAUCUUUUCUAUUCAU
Papilio polytes (common Mormon) is the source of this 1868-nucleotide messenger RNA. RefSeq names its product zinc finger protein 62-like. Gene Ontology annotation, biological process: regulation of transcription by RNA polymerase II. The coding region runs from base 280 to 1839 and encodes 519 amino acids. Gene Ontology annotation, cellular component: nucleus. Gene Ontology annotation, molecular function: DNA-binding transcription factor activity, RNA polymerase II-specific; zinc ion binding; RNA polymerase II transcription regulatory region sequence-specific DNA binding. The record is from RefSeq and is a predicted model, not a curated record. The transcript is spliced from 11 exons. Lineage: Eukaryota; Metazoa; Arthropoda; Insecta; Lepidoptera; Papilionidae.